AUGUACCUGAGUUCAUUGCAUGCCAGCUUGGUGGCUUCAUCCACCGCAGAUGAGCAAGAAAGGUCGCAAGCCCAGAUCCUACUAGCCGUGAAUACCAUACAUAAGGGAUAUGAAGACGGAACCCGGAGAACUUCUGCCCUCUCACAAGCCACCGUUGAGGACAUUGACGUCGAUGAAAGCGAUGCCUGGGAAGGUAUCACAAGCGAGAUUCAGCGGGAAAAUGUCGACAGAACCGUCAUCCAUGCUAACCGAAACUUCAUCAAGCGUUGGAUGUUCCGCGUUAUGCUGGCGGAUGUUGGAGAGUCUGACGAAUACGGUGCCGAACAAGAGGCACCGCCUACAUCGGUCACACAGCAACCAACGUCUCCACUUGCUGAGACUGAAGACAUGUAUGGCGCUCCCGAACGGACAGCGUCAUGGGUGUCAUCUCAAAGCCGGCCCCAAACCGAAUAUGAUGUGAUAUCUUCAGGAGUACCAGAUUCGAGCGAUCAUCAACCGAUGGAAAGGACGCCCAGCUUCGGCUCGCACCGAAGCAAAUCCAGCGAUUGGCGCCCAGUGGCCGGACCAAAUGCCGACUAUGUGGAAUCACUACUCGCCCGACUUUUGUCGUCGGAUGAAACAGUUGAAAAGAAUCGGGAACAUGUGACCCUGAUCGCGAAGCGCAUGUUCUGUCAACUCGACUUCUCCGGCCAGGGACAUCUCUAUCAUAAAUCGGUCGAGAAAAGAUGCUGGGCGGCCAUACAAAAGAGCGAGGUCAAGCUUGAAAGAGCACAUCUAAGGCGAUUGAUCAAGGCCGGUGACAAGGACCAUAACAACAAGAUCGACCUUCAUGAAUUCAUCACAUUUGUCAGGGAGCUCUUGACGGCUGCGCAGGCCGCCAAAGAAGCUGGAUUCAGAGAUGCCAUCGAGGCCAGUAAUGAGGAAGGGCUUGACUAUAUGAGCACAUAUGUGCAGAAGCGCUCGACUGCAGCACUACCUUGGAAUUCGAAGCGCCCAACAUCAUCACGUGCAACUUGGAUGUUUGCAACUCGACGGAUGACCACCCUGUUUCGCUCGGAUCGGCCGCCACAUGCUGAUCUUAGCACAUUUGCCAACAUCGAGCUCGCCGCCAACCGAUGCAUUGAUGUUCUUGGAGCAAAGAGAUCACAAUACUAA
Messenger RNA from Cladophialophora carrionii CBS 160.54, 1155 nucleotides. RefSeq lists its product as uncharacterized. The coding region runs from base 1 to 1155 and encodes 384 amino acids. NCBI's taxonomy places the organism in Eukaryota, Fungi, Ascomycota, Eurotiomycetes, Chaetothyriales, Herpotrichiellaceae. Gene Ontology annotation, molecular function: calcium ion binding. The record is from RefSeq and is a predicted model, not a curated record. The transcript is spliced from 2 exons.